This is a messenger RNA of Asterias rubens (European starfish), 1289 nucleotides long. Its product is annotated as sulfiredoxin-1-like. The record is from RefSeq and is a predicted model, not a curated record. The transcript has 3 exons. Gene Ontology annotation, molecular function: sulfiredoxin activity. Gene Ontology annotation, biological process: cellular response to oxidative stress. The coding region runs from base 82 to 615 and encodes 177 amino acids. Gene Ontology annotation, cellular component: cytoplasm. Lineage: Eukaryota; Metazoa; Echinodermata; Asteroidea; Forcipulatida; Asteriidae.
UUGACAGCGAAAGAACUUCCGACGAUGAUGCAAGACAAGUCAAUGUCGUCUGCAUUUUGUUGUUGAACAAAAUAGCGAAUAAUGUCAAUUUGGGGACUUUUUUCAAAGAUUCUUAAACCUGAAUUUCUUCCAAAAAUAUCCCUUACAUAUUUUAGUUUAACUUUGCUGUGUGGACAAGUCUGGCGUGUGUCCAGUGCCUAUAGUACAGGCUUUCUUUCCGCAAGUUUGAAUAAGAUGGCCGAUGAGAUGGGAACCAAUGAGAAGGGAAGCAGUGAAAAGGGAACCGCCAGUAUCCACGCUGGGCAUAUUGCUGAAAUACAUAAUGUCCCCAUAAAGCAUCUUAUACGUCCCCUCCCAUCAGAGUUAGAUGAACCCCAAGUCAUUUCACUCAUGGAAACAAUAAAGGAUCCAGAGCAACGAGAUCAAGUCCCUCCUGUUGAUAUUUUAUGGAUUACUGGAAGACAAGGCGGAGAUUACUACUACUCAUUUGGGGGAUGUCAUCGUUAUGCGGCAUACACAAGACUUCAAUUACAAACAAUUCCUUGUAAAAUUAUACGAUCCACUGUCUCCGAUUUAAGAAACUAUCUAGGUGCGUCUACUCCCGAUUUACUAUAAUAGGCGUUUGCGGUGGGUUGGCUGGGUCGGUCUUUUUGAUAUCAAUUUUUGGAGGGAUGUAAAGACAAAAUUUUAAAAAAGGAAUAGAAACUUAAACAAUUGUAUUAACCAGUGAUGCUUUUUCUUCUAUUCACUUGUCACAUAUUAGGGAAGGGAUGUUAACAAGUAUUAAUUUGAACUAAAAAAUAAUCCACCAACAUUUACCGAUUCUUUGAAGUUUGUUGUGCUCUUUUCAUAUUGAAAUAUUAACCAAUUCAUUUAAACAAGGCUUUUCUUGCAACUACAGUACACAAUUUAAGUUAAAAUUUACUGCCAAUUAUUGCACUGUAGGGUGUCAUGGCCGAGCAGGAAAAAAACACUGAACUUAAGCUCUGAUGUUUCUGCUAAGCAGAGUCUUGGUCAUGACACUUAUGUCCCUGAGCAAGACACUUAAUUAUAAUUGCUUCUCUCCAACAAGGGGUAAACGGGAACCUGCAAAUUAUUCUUGUGAUUGAUUUAGCUUAAUAGCACAUAUUUGUUGCACAGGCUGUAUACUCCCAGGGACCUGAGAUGGUUUAAGGAAUGAAUUGGAUGGCCCAGUUACCAGUGGUAAUGAUGUUGGAAGCGCUAUAUAAAAAACUAGUUUUUGUUAUUAUUAUUAUUUCUGUUAUUAAUUUAAAAAAGUAAAAUAACUG